GCUUCGAGCUGAUUCACAAGUUUUCAGGGGGAAGAAAUGGCCACUAGAAAGUAUUAAAACAGGAGGAGGGAGGAUGUCUGCGGAGGUCGACGUGUUGCUGCAGGAGGCGAAAGAAAGCAUCGAGGCGGCCCAGAACUAUCGCAGUGAACUCCCACGUCUACAUGGACUCAACCAAGCUCGCAAACAGGUCCGGGGGAGUUCGGGUCAGGCCCGCGAGGCUCUGCGGAGGCACUUUGCGGAGCUGCAGGCGGCGGCAGGCCGGUUGCUGACGGAGCGGCUGACCGUCCUGCUGGCCGAGGUGGACGCCAUCGAGGCCGACAGCGUCAAACCGCUGGACGACUGCCAGAGCCUCAUCGAGCACGGGGUGGGCCAGGCCGACGAGCUGCUGAGGGAGGGGGAGGCAGCUCUGCGAUGUGGUCUUGGAGAAAAGGAGGACAAACUGGGCAGUUUCACAAAAAAAGCCAUGCACAUCCAACUGGACAGUCUACCAGAGGUACCAGCGUUGGUGGACGUGCCGUGUGUCUCAGCCCAGCUGGACGACUCCCUGCUUGGGCUGCUGAGGGAGCGAGUGUCCCGCCACGGAUGCGUCUCCUCGCACCCGCCCGUCCAAAUCGAAGAGCUGCAGGAGCGACCGGGCGGCAUCCUGGUCCGCUGGUGUAAGGUGGACGAGGACUUUGCAGCCGCGGAUUAUCGGCUGCAGUUCCGGCGUUCUGGCACCGGGGGGAGCCAGUACGAAGACGCCUACAUUGGUCGGGAUUGCGAGUUCCUGGUUCUCCACAUGGACCCUCACACUGAUUAUUUGUUUAGGGUGUGCGCCCGCGGGGAGGGUCGCACCGAGUGGAGCCCCUGGAGCAUCCCGCAGACAGGAUACACGACGCUGGCACCGCACGAGUGGUGUCCAGGCACUGACGGUUACAUCCUGAGCAGCAGGAGGAACAUCGCUCUGCGUAACGAGUCCUCCCAAUCGCGCUGCCCCGUCCUCUACUCCAACGCACCCACCUACUUCUGCGGACAGACACUGACCUUCAAGAUCUCUGCAGCAGGCCAGAUGGAUCGGAGGGACGCUCUGGGUGUCUGCGUGGACAACGGGAGCGGGCUGGAGUCUUUUCAGAGAGAUCAGGCUGUCUGUAUUUCCACCAACGGUGCCGUUUUCGUCAACGGUAAAGAGAUGACCAACCAGCUGCCGGCCAUCACCCUGGGCUCGGCCGUCACCUUCGACAUGGAGGUGGUCAGCCUGUUCCCCGUCAGCAACAACAACCUGAGCGAGGGCGGCAACUUCAAGCUGAGGGUGACGAUCGGCUCGGGGAACCGGGAGGUGGUGUUCGACUGGCUGGUGGAGCAGGCGGUGGACUGCCUCUUCUUCGGCUGCUCCUUCGUCCACUCCGGCUGGAAAGUGCUCGUCUUUUAAAGAGAGAGAGAGAGAGAGAGAGAGAGGGAGAGAGGGAGAGAGAGG
Molecule: messenger RNA, 1453 nt
Organism: Scomber japonicus (chub mackerel)
Lineage: Eukaryota; Metazoa; Chordata; Actinopteri; Scombriformes; Scombridae
Gene: crlf3
Product: cytokine receptor-like factor 3
Molecular function (GO): protein binding
Source: RefSeq, a predicted model, not a curated record